Molecule: messenger RNA, 1056 nt
Organism: Choloepus didactylus (southern two-toed sloth)
Lineage: Eukaryota; Metazoa; Chordata; Mammalia; Pilosa; Megalonychidae
Gene: ANKRD7
Product: ankyrin repeat domain 7
Exons: 7
Coding region: 1-1056 (351 amino acids)
Molecular function (GO): protein binding
Source: RefSeq, a predicted model, not a curated record
AUGAAGAAGAUUUUCAGCCUCUGGAGGAGGAAAGAAGAAUCGCGCAGUUGCUCCUCAGAUCUGCGGACAGGCCGUACCAUUGCCGGUUCUCCCUCCCAGCUGGGCUACAACCUUCGAGAUAAGGAUUUAAAGAAACUUCACAGAGCUGCCUCAGUGGGGGAUUUGGAGAAGGUGAAGGAGUGCCUUCAGUUCAAAAAACAUGACGUGAACGUGCGCGACAAAGAGUUCAGAACACCUCUGCACCUGGCCUGUGCUAAUGGAUUUCCAAAUAUUGUGUCUCUCUUAAUUGAGAAACAGUGCAAAAUAAAUGUUCUGGAUAGUGAAAACAGAUCCCCGCUGAUUAAGGCAGUACAGUGUCAGAAAGAGAGUUGUGCUACUGUUCUUCUAGAUCAUGAUGCAGACCCAAAUCUGGUGGAUUUUGAUUGCAAUACUGCUCUUCAUUAUGCUGUCUGUGGUCAGAGUGUUUCAUUAGUAGAGAAACUACUUGAACACAAAGCUAAUCUUGAAGCUCAGAAUAAGGAUGGGUAUACCCCACUUUUACUUGCCAUAACUGAAAAUAAUGAGAAAAUGGUAGAAUUUCUUCUGAAGAGAGGAGCAGAUGUGAAUGCUUCAGAUAAGUCCCAAAGAACAGCUCUUAUGAUUGCUCUCAGUGAUGAACCAACAAGUUUAGUCAGUCUUCUUCUUCAACAAAAUGUAGACCUAUCUUGCCAAGAUAUUUAUGGAUUCACAGCUGAGGAAUAUGAUUCUUUUAAUGGUUUUACUGUAUAUCAUCAAUUAAUUGCUAAUCAUGGAAAGGAGAAGAAAGGUAAACAGACUUCUUACUCUGAAAAUCCAACUCUGGGCACUACUUUUGGUCCAGAAGAACUGAAGAAAGUUACCCUGUGGGCUAGUAGUGGUCCUGUUCCAGCUUCAUCACAGAACUCUUUCAAAGUUGUGUCCUUUGUUUAUCUCACUGAAACUGCAGCCUCCACUGGCAACCAGCAGUCUCCUGGAUGCCAGUGUUGCAUUGCUGCCUUCCAGAAACCCAUGGACCACGCCUUUACCUGCACUUACUGA